AGCGAAUGCGUGCGUGAGUGAGUGAGUGAGCUGCUGCUGCUGUUUCACAGCUCCUCUUGCAAUUGCAAGCAUCACUCGCCGAGCUUCCUCUCUCGCUCGCUCUCCCCUUCUUGUCCCGCCGGCUUGAAGCCCUCUGUUCCAACGCAGUAGCACCGCGUUGAAGAGUUUCUCUUACUGCGGCUGCCGUUGCGAUUCUCCGACUAUCUUCUUCACCCGACACCGCGAUUUCUCUCUUUCUCUCUCUCUCACCAUGGCUUCUUUCGCAUUCCACGCCAUCUCCCUGCGUUCUUCCUUCCUGCCCCCGACUUCCUCUCUCGCCGUGACUUUUUCUUCGUCUUCUUCACCGCUUGCAUCCCCCUGUGUCGUUCGAUUUCCAAUUCUCUCUUCUUUGCAGAGUACUGCGGAGGACAGGAAGAGGACAGGCGUGAACUGGGGGUGCGAUCCUCAAUCCAUAGAGAAAGGGUCGUUGCUGCAAGAUUGGUUGAUGAAGGAAGGACUUGCGAAACAGAAGCUGGUGUUGGACAGAGUAGAUUCUGGUGGCAGGGGUCUUGUAGCAACGCAGAGCCUGCGUCAGGGUGAACGGCUGUUGUUUGUGCCAUCUGGGCUUCUUAUCACUGCUGAUUCGGAGUGGGGGUGUGCUGAAACGGGCAGAAUAAUUAAGGAAGCCGGACUCCCAGAAUGGCCCAUGCUAGCAAUAUUUCUUAUCAGUGAGGCCAGUCGAGAAGAGUCAUCUCGUUGGUUUCCUUACUUCGCCACCUUGCCGAAGACACCUUCGUCAAUCUUGCAAUGGACCGAGGAAGAAGUGAACACAUGGUUGACAGCAUCACCUGUCAGAGAGAAAGCUUUGGAGUGCAUCAGAGAUGUGACAGAGACAUAUCGAGAUCUCCGGGCGACCAUUUUCCUCAAGCAUCCCGAAGUAUUCCCUUCUCAGGUUUACACUCUGGCGGCCUUCAAAUGGGCUUUUGGAAUACUCUUUUCUCGCCUCGUAAGGCUUCCGUCGGUUGGAAAAUUGGCCCUUGUACCCUGGGCGGACAUGUUAAACCACAGCCCUCAGGUAGAUUCUUUCUUGGAUUUCGAUCAGAACAAUGCAAAGUCGGUUGUGACCGUCACUGAUCGCGCUUAUCAAUCUGGAGAACAAGUAUUCAUUUCCUACGGCAAACGAUCAAGUGGGGAGCUCUUCCUCGCAUACGGCUUCAUUCCAUCAGAAUUAAAUGUACAUGAUUCUGUGGAACUGGAAAUGGAAAUAGACAGCGACGACCCUUCAUUCGAAGCCAAGUUGAGAGCAGCAAACGAACAAGGCCUUUCUUCGCCUCAGAGAUUUCCAGUAAGGAAAGAUGGUUUUCCAGCACAAUUACUUGCAUAUGCUAGACUUAUUGCGAGCCGAACUUCAGACCCUGCUCAACUGUCUCGGAUUGCUAGAGCAGCCACUGAAGCAAACGCAACGGAAAAGGACGAUUCUGAUGUGAUAGCCAUGCUCUCUGCUGAGGAAGAAACGAACGCUUACGAGCGAGUUCUGGCAGUCUGUGAGAAUUCCAUCGCAGAGUAUACCAAGUUUCUGGAGGCACACGAGUUGGAUGAAGUAAUGAAUUCGGAUACCAGCACACGUGUCAGCAGAACUCGAAUGUUACAGCAGUUGGCGGUGUCCCUUUGUAAAAAUGAGCAGCGGAUGCUCUUUAGAUUACAACAUAUUCUACGAACAGACCUGCGGGGACUUCGUACCUUGCCCGCCACAGAGAACAUGAGUGGAGGCGCAAAGGGGAAGGCACAGCGUAAAAAUGGAGGUCUGUUCGGAUUGUUUAAAUGGGAUAUUGACAUCCUGCAAAAGUAGUGUGGGAUAUCGUGGAAUCUUUGAAUUCGUCAUCUACUCAUGAUAGAAUGCACGCAAAUUCUAGUCCUACGACACUUUUUUUUGUGUUAAGCUAGGAGCAAUUCAACCGUGAUUCGAAGUGUCUUUCUGUAGCCUAGAAUUUAAUGCCUCCUGAACUAAGACUUAAAUUUUCUCUACUUCUGGUUUGAGAGUCAUUUUAGAAUUUCACCUAGUUGCCAAACGGUGCUGAUGAUAUCUCACUUGAGGGACUGACGUUGAUGAUAUCUCGGUAUGCAUUUUCAGAAUCAGCAGUUCUCAUGAUGUAAGCCAUAGUUUCAGUGUGUGGAGUUUUCAUUCAAAAUGCAGCCUUAUCCAAGUGGACCUUGAACAGCUUGAAUUGUACAUGAAUCCCCAAACCAGAUGACGAAUGGGUCUGAUAAGAAAUAUAGUAUUUUACUAAUCAA
Physcomitrium patens is the source of this 2271-nucleotide messenger RNA. RefSeq names its product ribulose-1,5 bisphosphate carboxylase/oxygenase large subunit N-methyltransferase, chloroplastic. The record is from RefSeq and is a predicted model, not a curated record. Gene Ontology annotation, biological process: peptidyl-lysine monomethylation. NCBI's taxonomy places the organism in Eukaryota, Viridiplantae, Streptophyta, Bryopsida, Funariales, Funariaceae. Gene Ontology annotation, molecular function: protein-lysine N-methyltransferase activity; protein binding.